Messenger RNA from Asparagus officinalis (garden asparagus), 1688 nucleotides. RefSeq names its product ABC transporter B family member 29, chloroplastic-like. Bases 1334 to 1591 code for a protein of 85 amino acids. The record is from RefSeq and is a predicted model, not a curated record. Lineage: Eukaryota; Viridiplantae; Streptophyta; Magnoliopsida; Asparagales; Asparagaceae. The transcript is spliced from 5 exons.
CAUCCAGUCCUAAUGGAAACCCAUCCUCAAAUGCUCAGCGCCACCUCCGUCUACUCUCUCUCUGCCUCCGUCCCUUGGUUCAGCCACCUCCUCGCCCGACCCGAACCUGAUAAGCUAAUCACCGAGGGUUUGACCCUUGCAGCGCUAGCUUACGCUAAGUCUUUGAUGAGUUAUCUUCAGCAGGCGUUUCUUUAGGAGGCAGCAUUGGGGAUGGCGUACAAGGUUAGGGUUUAUGUUUUUGGCAGAGUGAUCAAGAGGGAUUUAGGGUUAUUUGAAGGGAAUGAUGGUGUUUUGGCUGGGGGUGUUGCGCAUCGGAUCACGGCGGAGGCGGCAGAUGUUGCCGAUACGACUUAUGCUCUCUUGAACGUAGGCAAUCAGUCAUCAUACUUGUUGGCAUAUGUAAAGAUGUUAUCUUAAUUAGAACCCUGAAUUUGAUAGUCAUACGGUUUGGCUUUGAGAAUUUGCUAGUGUUUCAAAGCUCAAAUCUUUAUUUUUAUUGCAUUUAUAGUCUACUUUGUUGUUUGUAUUGGCUAAUGUGGAAUGUUCGUAGUUUAAUUAUCAGGAGUUGACGAGUAAUCGACUCUUCAACAAAUUUUCUUAAAAAGAUAGUGAUUAGUUUUGAUCCAUUCGCUCAUUAAGUACUAUGAGAAUUAUCUAUAAUUGGUUACUGGUGCUGCUCAUUAUUAAUGAGGUCAUGCUUUGCUAUUAUCCUUGUUUUUCAUGGUUGAUUGUGUGCACUCUAGAAUACCCAUUAGAUAGAUUCAAGCUUGAUUUUCCUUUUAAUUUCUUCUGAACUUUCAGUAGAGUUGUAGACAAGUCAUUUACAAAUGGUAAAUUUUUUUUCAUGUGAAUUACACUAGGGAGUUACUUGAUCUUUUUUCCCUACUUAUUCCUGUGUAAAAAUGACUGCAUAUUGUGGUACCCAAUACCCUAUAGCUUUUGGCGAUGGCUUCUCAAAUGGUAGCGCUUAGCCCCGUACUUUCCUUAAUGUCAGCAUUGGUGAGUUGAGAGAAUUUGAGUCUUUUACUUUUGAAUUUAUAUAGAAUUUGAGUCUUUCAUUUUUGAAUUUAUAUAGUUUUAUGAAUCCAAUGAUAUCUUGAUAUUGUGUUUACAACUUCUUCCUUGUGUAUCAUUUGUCAUUGCAUAUCUUGGUGAAAGGCUCUGCAAAAUAUCCAAGAAUGCGCAGUCAAGUGCUUCUAGACUAUCCGCCUCCUUAAAUGAGGUACUUCCAUCAAUACUUGUUGUAAAGGCCAACAAUGGAGAGUUUAGUGAGUGCUCACGAUUCCAGAGGCAAGCUCUAGAUGAUUUGGUACAAAGGUUGAAGAAGCGGAAAAUGAAGGCACUCAUACCUCUGAUUGUCCAGGUCAUAUGUAUAGGUGGAUUGAUACUCCUUUGUGUUGGUUCAUUGAUUAUCUCAAGAAAUUCCUCAGACACUUCGAGUUUAGUGUCAUUUAUAACGUCCCUAAACCUCUUGGUUGAGCCUCUUCAGCCUAUAUACGUGGAUAUCAUGGGGAUGACAUUUGAUGAGCAUGCAGCUGCAAGUGGUGGAGAGGGUAGAAGAGGUACUGUAGGAAGCAGCGGUACGGUAUGACAUUUUGAUGCAGCUGCCGCCAACGAUAGGGAUCACGAUGAUAGGGACCAAGAUGACUACGACGAAUGAGUAGUGAGUUAGACUUUUUUGUUACUUU